Messenger RNA from Leishmania braziliensis MHOM/BR/75/M2904, 1683 nucleotides. RefSeq lists its product as hypothetical. NCBI's taxonomy places the organism in Eukaryota, Euglenozoa, Kinetoplastea, Trypanosomatida, Trypanosomatidae. The record is from RefSeq and is a predicted model, not a curated record. Gene Ontology annotation, molecular function: ATP binding; protein kinase activity. The coding region runs from base 1 to 1683 and encodes 560 amino acids. The transcript has a single exon. Gene Ontology annotation, biological process: protein phosphorylation.
AUGAGCGCGAGCGACAUUCGCCUAGACGUCAACUACGAAAAAGGUGCUGGGGAUCUAAAAAUGCAUGGGUACUGGAUUUACCCACCAGUCACUCAUAACUCCACCAUAAACGCGGAUCAAAGUAGCAGCAGCGACACCGACUGCCAUGGAAGCGGUACUGGGGGGGCUGUGGGGACCGUCAGGGGUGACAUUGCCGCGUCAGUGUGGUGCUCAGACCCGGAAAUGCCCCUCCCGCUAUUCUUCAAGCCACUCGUGGAGGACGAUAUCGAGGGCGGCGACAGCAGUGACAGCAUCGCCAAAGCAGCCCCGGAGCUUCUUCGCAAGGAGAGCGCAAGCAGUCUCAUGAGCCACUCACCACUGGAAAUGGACGGUGUGGCAAACGAUCGACGCCGCAACAGCUCGCUUUCAUCAACUUCGACCACUGAUGGCAGCGAAGGGAGUUUUCCGUGCCUUGACGAGGAGGUACUCGGCGAUUUGGGCGAUGUGAUUGGCUAUGGCGGCGACCGCGGCUCUUUUGUGUGUCGCGUGCCACUGGCGCCGCUGCUGCACUCGUGGAGAGAGGCGCCGAGUUUUGCUUGGACGCCGGCACUCCUGGAUGCCUCGCACUUCUCGGAGAAGGCCUACAAGAAGUACCCGACACGCAUCUCAAAGGACGAACUCUCGUUUGUGUCAACGGCGUACCGAUGUGCCCGCAACAGCGAGCAUUGUCAGAGCACUAGCAGCCCUUUUCUGUCCCCAGAGGAGGCCCACUACGCCGCGCUGCACCUGGUCUUACCCGAUGCCGUGGUGCUAGCCCGUGGAGAGCAGGUCGGGCUGCUCAUGCCGCUGUACAACUGCAGCCUCAAGGAGCAUCUUCAGAGCCUGGGACAUCCCACAUAUUUGGGGUGCGGUGCCUCAAGCAUGCCAGGCUCACUGACCCUCUCGAACAACACCAACCUGUACGCCAAGGAUGCCGACAACACCGCACUCGGUGGUCUACACCGCAGCGCAUUUCGCUUUACUGCAGCCUAUCACCCAGUCGAGUCGAUUCAAGUUAUCUCCGCUAUCGUCUUCCAGAUGCUCGAGGCGGUCGCCUUCCUCAAUCACCGCCUUCCCCAUGGCGACGGCUCCACUGGGUACACCCAUAAUGACCUUCACCUCGACAACAUCCUGCUCUCCUACGACGGCGAUGUAGCCCUCUGCGACUUUGAACUCGUCGCAUCCACGCCCACACCGUCGCGCACCAUCGAUGUACGCCGUUUGCCUCCCUCCUCACGGCAGUCGCCGCACGGUCUCUUCAGCGAGUCGGCCGACACGUGGGCCUUUGGACUCAUGGUGGUGAAUCUGCUCACUGGUGUGGACCCCCUCUUCACCUCGGACAUUGUUAAUGAUUUCAGCGAUGGCCCGCUACUCUUUCGCUGGGAUCGCAGCCCAUGUGUUCUGGACUGGGAGGCAAACAUCAAGGCGCAUGUGGAGUUCCUGCUGCGGAGUCAGGAUUCAACUGGGCAGCGACUGGAGGAGGCGCGUCACCUCUUGCAGCUCUGUAGCAAAUGCCUGGUCAAUCGCGAAGGCACCGAGCCGCUGCGCGCCGUUUCCCUGCUCGAGGAGCCGAUGUUUCUCCCCUACCGUCGCGACUUUAACCUCGCCAGACGUACGGUGAAGGAGUGGAUUGGCAACACGCGCUGGGCGUGUCGCAGAAGGUAA